AAGGAAAUGAAGUGGGAGUAUUGCCCACGAAAUAUUUCCGGUUGAAUUCCCGAUGUCAAAAGCUGUACGGAAUUUAUGGUUCUUGGCCGGUAGUUCGAUCAGAAUAUUACGGAAUCCUUGGAAAUUUCAACAGUGUAACUUUGGUUCUGCAGCGCAUAUGAUUAAAACCGAAAAGGUCGGUGAUAAAAGGAAUGUUGGUUUAAUUAAGCUUGAUAGACCCAAAGCAUUAAAUGCAUUGUGCAAUCAACUUAUGCAAGAGCUUUCAGAUGCAUUGGUUGAAUUUGAUAAUGAUACUUCAAUUGGAGCAGUGGUAAUAACAGGUGCCAAACGUGUAUUUUCAGUAGGAGCCGAUGUAAGAGAACUAUGUGCUGUUGAAUACGAAGCGAUAUCAUCCGGAAAUACACUGCAGAACUGGACCCAAAUAUCGAAGAUGAAGAAACCGAUUAUUGCAGCCGUAAAUGGUCAUGCACUCGGCGGUGGUUGUGAAUUAGCUAUGAUGUGUGAUAUAAUUUAUGCCGGAGAGGAAGCUAAAUUUGGGCAACCAGAAGUUAUCAUCGGAACCAUACCAGGUGCCGGUGGUACCCAAAGAUGGUUGCGUGUUACUGGUAAAUCUCUGGCAAUGGAAGUAUGUUUGACAGGAAUACCCAUAACAGCACAAGAAGCUAAGGAAUGUGGUCUUAUUUCAAAAAUAUUUCCAGUCGACCAAGUCGUAUUGGAGGCUAUAAAGACAGCCGAGAAAAUUAGUAAACAUUCACCUCUGAUAGUAUCACUAGUGAAGGAUGCUGUUAAUAGUUCUUAUGAAACUUUCCUCCAACAAGGUCUUCGCUAUGAAAGCCGACUGUUCCAUGCCACUUUUGCUACGAAUGAUCAAAAAGAAGGUAUGAAAGCAUUUUUGGAAAAACGUGAACCGGAAUGGACAUCUUCGUGAUCUGAAUGACAUCAGUAAUUUAUUAGAGUAAUAACUUUGGGCAUUUUUUUUCUGCAUCUGCUUUGCAAGAUGGAUAUGUGCAUAAAGG
Loa loa (African eye worm) is the source of this 1016-nucleotide messenger RNA. RefSeq lists its product as hypothetical. Gene Ontology annotation, biological process: fatty acid beta-oxidation. NCBI's taxonomy places the organism in Eukaryota, Metazoa, Nematoda, Chromadorea, Rhabditida, Onchocercidae. Gene Ontology annotation, cellular component: mitochondrion. Gene Ontology annotation, molecular function: enoyl-CoA hydratase activity. The coding region runs from base 53 to 928 and encodes 291 amino acids. The transcript is spliced from 8 exons. The record is from RefSeq and is a predicted model, not a curated record.